UGUCGGAACUCACAACUGUCCUGUUCUGUAAUGGCGACUUUACUGAAGAAGGUCUUGGAAUCAAUGUCUAAUCGUUCCAACUCGAAUCGGAACCCAUCUAGAAGGCCAAUCGUCGAUGAAUCAUCUUCUACCGGCGCCUUCGAUCAGAUACCUUCUGAUAUCUUCUAUCUAAUUCUCAAAUUCCUCCAGCCCAAAGAAGUUGCCCGACUAAGCCUUGUUUGCAAGUCAUGGAAAUUGAUCGUUUCCGAUAAUCGUCUUUGGAUUUUUUUCAUUCGGAAUCAACAGGAAUCAUGGGAUACGAUUUUAUUUGCUGAAACCCAUUUGAGAUCCGGCUACCCACUUAAGACGUUUUGUGAUCAAUCAACUCAGUUAUCUUUUAUGAAUAUUUAUGGUCAGCGAGCACAAAUAACUGGUUCUGUUAUCAUUGAUGGUGGCUCAGGCUAUUGCAAGUUUGGUUGGAGCCAAUAUGCUUGUCCAUCUGGGCGAUCAUCAACAUUUUUGGAAUUUGGUAACAUCGAGUCUCCUAUGCACUCGAGGCUUCGUCAUUUUUUCAUGACAAUAUAUAACAGAAUGCAGGUGAAGCCCUCAACGCAGCCAAUUGUUAUUUCCAUCCCAAUCUGCCAUUAUGAUGACACUGAAUCUGCUAAAGCAGCAAGAAAGCAACUGAAAGCAGCUAUCUACUCGGUCCUAUUUGAAAUGAAUGUUCCUGCUGUUUGUGCCAUCAAUCAAGCAGUUUUAGCUCUGUAUGCUGCAAGACGAACGUCAGGCAUUGUUGUCAAUAUUGGUUUCAAUGCCACGUCUGUUGUUCCAAUUUUGCGAGGUAAAGUGAUGCGUGAAGUGGGAGUAGAAGUUAUGGGACAGGGAGCAUUAAAACUUACAGGGUUCCUCAAGGAUCUCAUGCAACAGAAGAACAUGCGAUUUGAGUCAUUAUACACUGUCCGCACGUUGAAAGAGAAACUGUGCUAUGUUGCUGCUGAUUAUGAAGCAGAGCUAUCUAAAAAUACGGAGGCCUCAUUUGAAGUUUCUGGGGAAGGUUGGUUUACCCUCUCGAAGGAGCGCUUUCAAACAGGAGAGAUAUUAUUCCAACCACGUAUGGGGGGAGUACGUACAAUGGGCUUGCAUCAAGCAGUAGCUCUCUGCAUGGACCACUGUCAAGCCACAGAAGUAAUGGGUGAUGAUGGAUGGUUUAAGACUGUAGUCUUGGCUGGUGGGACUGCAUGUUUACCAGGACUGCCAGAGAGGUUGGAAAAGGAGCUGUAUGAAACUCUUCCUGCAAGCAUGUCCAAUGGAAUCAGAGUAAUUCCACCUCCUUAUGGCACCGAUUCUGCAUGGUUCGGGGCAAAGCUUAUCAGCAAUAUGAGCACCUUCCAUGAGAUAUGGUGCAUGAAGAAGAAGCAGUUCCGCCAGAAGUAUGGACACAGCCUCUUGAUAGACUAUUUGUGAACCAUACAUUUUCUGUCCUGCUGGAGCCUUUAAUUCCAUAGUCGUCUUUCGGAAAGGAGUGACCAAUUCUUCUGAUAAGCAGUGUGUACAGUUUGCUAUCUGGCUGGAGACAGUGACUACAUUUUUAUCUCAUGCACCCUGUAUUCUUUUGCAGAGUCUCCCAAGUUCUAUGUGUUCCUUGAUACCAUUGCAUGAGUAGUCAUGAUUUUUGAAUAAAAUUCCCUGUUGUACUUCUUUCAGUCUGUAUUCUAUCCAUCUCAUGCUGCUGAAUACAUAUUAUUCACAUUAUAAUGUUGAGACUUUGCUUGCCAAGUUUUGGACUUUACACAUAUUUGUGGUGACAUUUUACUA
Molecule: messenger RNA, 1794 nt
Organism: Telopea speciosissima
Lineage: Eukaryota; Viridiplantae; Streptophyta; Magnoliopsida; Proteales; Proteaceae
Product: actin-related protein 8
Exons: 12
Coding region: 31-1443 (470 amino acids)
Molecular function (GO): protein binding
Source: RefSeq, a predicted model, not a curated record